AUGGGACGCAGCAGUUCCAGAAUCAGCCGUCGGCUGCCGCCGUCGAUGCUCAUCUUCCUGCUCCUCCUGCUCGGCACCACUCCACAGUGUGAGGCGAGAGCGCUGAGGCAGAGCAAGAGGAACUCGCUCAUGAACGCGCUCUUCAAGCUCAACUUCGUCAGGGAAGUGCAGCCGACGCCGUACCUGCCGCCUCCUGCAGACGCUAGCGCCCAGGACGGGGACACCGCCGCGAGCCUCGCCGCCGCCGCCGACAGCGUCAACCCUCCCUUCUGCGUGAACCCACCGAACGCUCCCCCGUCGUCGUCCACGCCGCCAUUCUCCUCGACGGGGCCGUCCUCCUCCACCCCUUCCGCCCCGGACCAGCUUCCGCCGAUCACGCCCAUCCCGCCGUCCUUCGAGCCCAGCCCGCCGGCCGGCACCAGCACCCCGGGCUCCAGCCCUGGAACGGGUACGCCGACGGUCACGCCCACGCCCAUCAACCCGCCACAGUUCGCUCCGAGCCCGCCCGGGACGGCGCCGCCGAGCCCGAUCGUCGUGGUGCCCAGCCCGCCCAACGACUCCGGCACAGGCUCGGGGGGCGGCAGCGGCGAAGGUGGAGGCGGUGGCGGAGGCGGCGGCGACGAAGGUGGACGCGGGGGCGGCGGCGGCGGGUUCAUGCCGCCGAUCAUCUACCCGCCGCCGCUGGCCCCGCCGAUGGCGCCGGGGGCCGGGCAGGCGAUGUGGUGCGUGGCCAAGCCCACGGUGCCGGACCCGAUCCUGCAGGAGGCCAUGGACUACGCGUGCGGCUCCGGCGCCGAGUGCCGCUCCAUCCAGCCCGCCGGCGCCUGCUCCCAGCCGGACACCGUGCUCGCCCACGCCUCCUACGCCUUCAACAGCUACUGGCAGAUGACCAGGGCCAACGGCGGCACCUGCGACUUCGGGGGCACAGCCACCAUCGUCACCAGCGACCCAAGCUAUGACCAGUGCGCGUUCGACCUUGUCUGA
Messenger RNA from Lolium rigidum, 984 nucleotides. Its product is annotated as translation initiation factor IF-2-like. Bases 1 to 984 code for a protein of 327 amino acids. The transcript is spliced from 3 exons. The record is from RefSeq and is a predicted model, not a curated record. Lineage: Eukaryota; Viridiplantae; Streptophyta; Magnoliopsida; Poales; Poaceae.